AUGGAGAAGAAAAGAAAAGUUGAAUUGAAAUUGCUUCUUUCUGAAUACGCUGCAGAUGACGUUUUUAAUGCGGACGACGAAACGGCUUUGUUUUUUAAGAUUUUGCCAGAAAGAACAUUAGCUUACAAAGGAGAUAAAUGUGUUGUCAGUGCAUGGAAUGAUGUUUUAGAUGAAACAAUUUCUAAAGCCUUUCGACAUGCAGGUUUUAUUAAAAGAACAGACGACGUAACUGAAGAAAUCCAUGACAAUAGAUCUCACGACGAAGAUGAGGUUCUCAUGCAUGAACUUCGCCGUAGAAAUCCACAGUUGCCAGAACUUUCAUUCGAGGAUUUUUUAAAUGUGGAUUCUAAUGUCAUCUGCACGGAGGAAAUAUCGGAUCACGAUAUUAUUAGCAGCAUAAUCAACGAGAAUGAGAGACUUUCAGAUCCAGAAGAAGAAGAAGAAAUGAAAAUAAGUAAGUAA
This is a messenger RNA of Stegodyphus dumicola, 462 nucleotides long. RefSeq lists its product as uncharacterized. The record is from RefSeq and is a predicted model, not a curated record. NCBI's taxonomy places the organism in Eukaryota, Metazoa, Arthropoda, Arachnida, Araneae, Eresidae.